AUGAAACUCUCGACCUCCAUCUUCGCACUCGUGGCCGCCGUUGUGUCGAUGGCCGUGCUCCAAGUUCCAGCCCAGCAGGCUGGAACCAGCACCCCGGAAGUGCACCCUUCUCUGGCGUCCAAGCAAUGCUCCAAGGCUGGUGGUUGCGUGAUGGAAGCCACAUCGGUCGUGCUGGAUGCCAACUGGCGCUGGCUGCACCAGGUCGGCGACUACAAGAACUGCUACUCGGGGAACCAGUGGGACGCCACGCUGUGCUCGACUCCGGAAGCUUGCGCCAAGAAUUGCGCUCUCGAAGGCGCCGACUAUCAAGGAACCUACGGCAUCACGACGUCUGCUGACGAGCUGCAGCUGAAGCUGGUGACGCAGACUCAGUACGGUGCGAACGUCGGCUCUCGCGUGUACCUCCUCGACGCCGCGGGCUCCAAGUACAAGCAAUUCAAGCUGUUGAACCAGGAGUUCACUCUCGACGUGGACGUAUCGAAGCUGCCCUGCGGACUCAAUGGCGCCCUCUACUUCGUGCAGAUGGACGCUGACGGAGGCAGCGGUAGCUUCCCGACCAACAAGGCUGGCGCGAACUACGGCACGGGCUACUGCGACGCGCAGUGUCCGCACGACAUCAAGUUCAUCAACGGCGAGGCCAACACGCUGGAAUGGGGUGCCACGAGCCAAAACUCCGGCGGCGGCAAGUACGGAGCCUGCUGUGCUGAGCUCGACAUUUGGGAGGCCAACAGCAUGAGCAACGCCUUCACGUCGCACCCGUGCACGUCGGACGGACUCAAGCGCUGCUCGACUCCGGAGGAAUGCGGCAACGGCAACGGGAAUCGCUACAAGGGCGUCUGCGAUAAGGAUGGCUGCGACUUCAACCCGUUCCGAAUGGGCAACCAGACCUUCUACGGCCCCGGAUCGCAGUUCACCAUCGACUCCACCCGCAAGUUCACGAUCAUCACGCAGUUCUUGACCAGCGACAACACUGCAACCGGCGACCUGGUGGAGAUCCGACGCUUGUUCAAGCAGGACGACCGCGUCGUGUCAGUGCCCAACAGCGUCUACCCUGAUCUGGCUUCGGCCAACUCGAUCACCGACAGCAUGUGCGAGGCGUCCAAGAAGCUCUUCGGUGAUCAGAACGACCAUGCCGCCAAGGGUGGGCUGGCGCGCAUGGGCAAGCAAAUGGCGAACGGUAUGACGCUCGCCAUGAGCCUCUGGUCGGACCACGCCGCCUACUGCCUCUGGCUCGACAGCAGCUACCCCGCUGAAGCGGACCCGUCAAAGCCCGGCGUCAAGCGCGGCACGUGCCCGACGUCGGGUGGCCGUCCUGCUGAUGUGGAAGCGCAGCACCCGGAUGCCACCGUCAAGUUCAUGAACAUCCGCGUCGGCGACAUCGGCUCCACCUACUAGGUGCUAGUGCCGGACACAAAGGCAGCUUGCAGUCUCGAAUGCCUGAUCAGAUUUACCUGCCAGGUUUGUAGUGUGAGGUGGUUAUUCAAGCCAUGCUCACACACAUUGGGGUCUUGCAGUCCAUUACCCCAGCUGGCAUGGACUUCGUGAAGAGUCAACUAGGAGUUGGGGAGAACUAUCUGUAGAAGAGAACAAUCCGUAGAAGAGCAGAAAUCUAGAAGUAGACACUGACAGGCAUGAGCGCUGGGGCAAGCAUGCUAUGAUUCCCCACUUUUGAAUCUACUCGGCGAUCAACACUUU
Molecule: messenger RNA, 1695 nt
Organism: Phytophthora sojae
Lineage: Eukaryota; Oomycota; Peronosporomycetes; Peronosporales; Peronosporaceae
Product: putative glycosyl hydrolase family 7 protein
Exons: 1
Coding region: 1-1395 (464 amino acids)
Biological process (GO): carbohydrate metabolic process
Molecular function (GO): hydrolase activity, hydrolyzing O-glycosyl compounds
Source: RefSeq, a predicted model, not a curated record